Strongyloides ratti is the source of this 1758-nucleotide messenger RNA. RefSeq names its product ATP-binding cassette sub-family D member 4. Gene Ontology annotation, cellular component: peroxisomal membrane. Gene Ontology annotation, molecular function: long-chain fatty acid transmembrane transporter activity; ATP hydrolysis activity; ATP binding. The transcript is spliced from 2 exons. The record is from RefSeq and is a predicted model, not a curated record. The coding region runs from base 1 to 1758 and encodes 585 amino acids. NCBI's taxonomy places the organism in Eukaryota, Metazoa, Nematoda, Chromadorea, Rhabditida, Strongyloididae. Gene Ontology annotation, biological process: long-chain fatty acid import into peroxisome; very long-chain fatty acid catabolic process; peroxisome organization.
AUGCAAAAGAAAAAAGAUUUUUAUUUUGACUUUAGAUUUAUUAAAGCUCUUUUCAAGUUAACUCCUUCUUUUUUUCUUAAAGGUAAUUGGUAUUCAGAAUGUAUGAUAACAGUUACUCUUAUUUUUAGUGUUGCAAGUGAAUGGGUUGGUUAUAAAAUUGGUAUGAUUCCGGGGCAGAUGUAUUCUGCCUUGUUAAAUGAAAAUGAUGGAGUAUUUUGGCAUAUUAUGCUUAUUGGUUCAUUAAUGUAUGCAGGAAAAUGUCUUUUAAUUGCCUUAGUUAACUUUUCAUCAUGGUGUUUAUAUUUAGCAUUUAGAAAAAAUAUUACAAAUGCCCUUCAUAAUACAUAUUUUAAUGGAAUGACAAUGUAUAAUUUAUUAUUUAUUUCACAAAAUAAUAUUGAUAAUCCUGAUCAAAGAAUAACACAAGAUGUUGAUAAGAUGUGUAAAGAUUUAGCAUUAACUAUUAUUCCAGCAGUUUUGAUAUGUCCUUUUGUUAUUGUAUAUUAUACAUAUAAAACUUACACAACAGCUGGAAUAUAUGGUUGUGGAAUGAUAUUUGCAUAUUUUAUUAUUGGUACAAUUGUUAAUAGAGUUUUAAUAUCACCAUUAGCUAAAUGGGCAAAUAGAGUAGAGAAAUGUGAAGGAAAUUUUAGAUAUAAAGAAGUUUCAAUAAGAGAUAACUGUGAACAGAUUGCUCUUUAUAGAGGACAAAAUUUUGAAAAAGAAGAAAGUAAUAACUUUUUAGAUAAAUUAUUAAAAACUCAAUUCUUAUUAUGUAUCUGGAGGUUUCCUAAUUAUUUUUGGCAAAAUUUUUUUGAUUAUUAUGGUGGUUUACUUUCAUAUGGUAUUCAAUAUAUACCAAUAUUUUUAUUACAUACAUAUAAAAAUGUUGAUCCAAAAGUAUUACCAGAAAUUAUAUCAAAUAAUGCUUUUGUUUAUAUUUAUUUAAUUAAUUCAUUUACCCGAUUAACUGAUGUAGCAUUAACAUCAGGAGAGAUGGCUGGUUUCCUUCAACGUAUUUAUGAAUUAUUAAAAGAAUGUAAAGAUAUGAAUGGGACAAGAUAUAAUAACACACAAAAAAUAAAUAAAAAUGAUUCAAGAUCAUAUAUUUUUGAAAACGUUAAUAUAAAUACACCAAAAGGUAAAGUUAUUGUUAAAGAUAUGUCAAUGUCAAUUGACAAUAAUACUAAUUUAUUGAUAAGAGGAUCAUCAGGAACUGGUAAAACAUCUUUAGUUAGAAUACUCUCAGGAUUAUGGAAACAUUCUUCAGGAAAAAUUUCAGCAAAAUAUACAAUUGAUGAUAUUGAAAUUAUACCACAAAAAUCAUAUCUUCCAGUUGGAAGAUUUUCACUUUAUCAUCUUAUAAUGUUUCCUUCAAUAAAUAUUGAUGAUGGUUUUCAAACAGAUAUCAAAAGUCAAGAUAUUUUUGAACUUUUAAAUAAAUUAAAAAUGAAACAUUUAUUAGAUAAAGUUGGCAACAUUUUUGAUCAAUUAUCAAUUGAAUUUAUUAACACUCUUACACCAGGAGAAAUUCAAAGAUUAGUUUUUAUAAGAGCUAUAAUUAAAAAUCCAAAAGUUAUAAUAUUAGAUGAAUCAACUAAUUCUGUUGAUUCUGAAACAGAAAAUGUAAUGUAUAGUAUUAUGAAAGAAAAUAAUAUUCAAUAUAUUUCUAUUGGUCAUAGAGAUUCAUUAAAACAAUAUCAUGACAAAUGUUUAACUUUAGAAACAGAUGGAAAAUAUUCAAUUUUAGAUUUAUAA